AUGUAAUGCAAUCUGUACCACUGUUGUGUGCUUUGUCCCUGCUUCUGGAGGUUCCUAGAUCAUCUGAUGUAAUUGUCUCCAGGGACUGCUUCUGAAAAGUGAUCUUCAUUUUGUAUCUGCUGGGAAAGACCUGAACUACAACUGUUUUUCUUAGCAAACAUGUCUGCUGUGUCACCUGUGCCUUUGAAUGUCAUUCCAUCCUUGAAGAAGUGUGUUUGUCAGCUGUGCUCCUGCGGGUGUCACCAUUGUCCACACCUGCCCGUCAGGCCCUAUGAUCAGAGUGAGAAGCCAUGUAUGCUGUCAGAGUACACAGAGAAAUACCCCCUUUAUCCUACCACUCGUCCCAGAAGCUCAUUUAAGCCAGAGCAAGUGUACAAGAUGGCGGAAAUACCAAUGGAAGGCAUCUCGACUACAAAGAGAACUUACAGAGCUCAUGAAGUGUUGCCACUAAAACUCAAACCCCCUGACAAGUAUGUCAAGAGUGAUGAGAGUAUGGAUUUGACCUCCACUUAUAAACAAGAUUAUAAUGCCUACCCUAUCUCUCAAGUACUUCCAUGCAUCCCCUGUGUGAGAAGCCACAUCCCCAAUGUCAAGAUGGAUACAGGAACCACUUACAAAGGCGACUACGUGCAAUGGAAUGAACCAAAGACAGAUAUGAUCAGACCAGAUGACAGGUUUCGACCAUCAGAAGAAAAAUUUGACCACAGAACCAUUGUCCAGGAUGACUACUUAUACAGGGGACCGGUUGCCACUCAAAGCUGCAAACCUCUAAAUCCAGCCCAGAAAAACAAGACUCCCUUUGAGAAUAGAACCAAUUAUAGAGUGAAUUACGUGCCACAUCCUUUGGAGAAACCUUAUGUCCAUAAAUAUGAGAAAUACAAGGCCAGUGAUGUCCCAUUUGAUGGCCUCACUACCCACAAAUUCUCUUACAAGGGUGUCGCGGGUCAGCCAGCCAAGCUUAUAAAGCCAUGUCCACCAAAAAAUGUCCCUCUUCCAUUUUCCUCUACAACUGAGUUUCAGGAAAAAUACCAAGUUUGGCCACUGCUUCCCGUAUUCAGCAAAAAACCUGGUGUGUAUCUUCCCCCUGUGGAGAAAAUGGACCUUCACACCACUACUCAGUUACAUUACAAGAACCCAAAUGGCAAACCAGCCAAGAUGUGUCGAACUGUGGUUCAGCGUGAAAAAAGUAAGCCGUUUGAUAGCUCUUCUACAAUGAAAGAAGACUAUAAGCCUUGGCAGUUCAAGAGAGUAGAACCUAUUAUUCAUGCUCCAGAACUGACUUUCCCAGCAAAACCGAUGGAUUGCUUGACUACCUUUCAGGCCCAUUAUGUGCCUCAUCCACUCACCGUUACGAAGAGCUAUAAACCUGGCUGGUCAGGCCCAAAGGAUCACGUUCUUCUAGAUGCUAAAACGACCUACACUACCAGCUACACACCAAAGGGUGUUGUUAAAUGCUUGGCCUCUUACAAAAUCCCACCUGGUUAUGUCUUUGAGGAAACUGAUGCUGAUGGUCACAGUCUCUAUAUCCCUGCUUCUAAGAGUGACUGCCUGCAAGAUGGACACUGAAGGAAAAAGCGAGCGAAAGCAUUCUCCUUGGAAACAGAUUCAAAGAGCAGGGCCUCAGUGAGCUACAGAUGACAAGUUGAUUGUUUUGUAACCUUCUUUCAAACCAAACACUAAUUUUAUAUUUACAGAACUCUUAAAAUAAACUUAUU
Messenger RNA from Columba livia (rock pigeon), 1715 nucleotides. RefSeq names its product stabilizer of axonemal microtubules 1 (gene SAXO1). The coding region runs from base 160 to 1566 and encodes 468 amino acids. NCBI's taxonomy places the organism in Eukaryota, Metazoa, Chordata, Aves, Columbiformes, Columbidae. Gene Ontology annotation, molecular function: microtubule binding. Gene Ontology annotation, cellular component: sperm flagellum; centriole; cytoskeleton. The transcript has 4 exons. The record is from RefSeq and is a predicted model, not a curated record.